AUGUCACUAUCCACUGGCAUACGUCUUUUGGACUUCGCACCUUUGCUGCCAAUUACCAUCGCUGUGACAUACGUCGCUUCUGUCGUGUUUGGCUGGGAGCAGACUCUGGCUCGACGCAUUCAAGCACAUGUCAAGAAGGAUACGGCUCUGCUGCCUAAGGAUAUCGCUGAUACCAAGCCUCAAGAAAGCCAAAGCUGGACCUCACACAUAAUCUCUGCCGCUGUACCCAUGGCCCAUCAUUAUGUCACCACGACAAAGCUCUAUUCAAUGGAGAGGUCUGAAAGGAUCUCUGUCAAUGUCUGUCUUUGUCAAAUUGCUAUCGUAAUGGUCGAGUUCACAAUUCAUUACAUUCGAUACCGUGACAGCAGAAGAGGCAGAUUGUUAGCUCUUGGUGCUGCCUGGGGCGCUAUGACUUUGAGAACCCUUUCUCUUGUGUCAGAUACAAAGUGGACUAAUCUAACGACUUCGGUCUGUAUUGCGACUCUCGGUGUUGUCUCGAUUCUGCCGGAACCACCAGCACCAUAUCAAGUCUCAUCCAGAACCCCAAGUCAGGACGUGGAUAAGUCCGAGAAAGCAGAUCCUCUGGAUACCAAAAUCAAGAUCUCAAGAUCUUCAAGUGUUGCCUAUCAUAUUUGCAGCAUCUCUUUAUUGCUGGUGUAUCUACUCCACGACUACCCAUCGCUAUCAGCCCAAGUUUUCUAUAUCUUCCCAUGGUCGAGCUCAAUAUCUCACUGGCUACUGGUAUUUGCACUUAUGCUACUACGAAUGGGCGUGGACAAUUGGCAAGCCACGUCUCGCAACCAACAGAUAUGGGUGCAGCAUUUCCAAGAUUUUGUCAUCCAUGCUUAUCAAGGAACUCCAGAUUUCAUGCGAGGUGGUGUUUUAAUGCCAAUCUCCGUCUGUGGUUUCUGGUUCGGUCUCUUCUUUCUGGCUAAUUACAUGACUUCGUGUCUUGGGUUCCGUAGACUGAUACUGGAUGAGCCCAGGACCAGGCCAAAGUUUAUGGAUGGAGGAGUCUUUGGUGCAGUCUUGUAUCAGAUGCUUGUCGGGUUACAAAUGUUUCUUCGGCGGGGAAAAAUUGGACCUGGUGUUCAUGUCUUCCACCUCCUGAUGGUUUUUGGUGUUGCGUUUGCGCAAACAGUGACAGCUGUUGUGACCAUCGCGGCUGGGUUGUUUGUCUGGAGAUUCUUGUUUCAUUGA
This is a messenger RNA of Aureobasidium melanogenum CBS 110374, 1200 nucleotides long. RefSeq lists its product as uncharacterized. The transcript has a single exon. The record is from RefSeq and is a predicted model, not a curated record. Bases 1 to 1200 code for a protein of 399 amino acids. NCBI's taxonomy places the organism in Eukaryota, Fungi, Ascomycota, Dothideomycetes, Dothideales, Saccotheciaceae.